Messenger RNA from Macadamia integrifolia, 384 nucleotides. Its product is annotated as ubiquitin C-terminal hydrolase 13-like. Bases 1 to 384 code for a protein of 127 amino acids. The record is from RefSeq and is a predicted model, not a curated record. The transcript has 5 exons. NCBI's taxonomy places the organism in Eukaryota, Viridiplantae, Streptophyta, Magnoliopsida, Proteales, Proteaceae.
AUGCAAAAUUGGAUAGCAGAAGCCACUGGGUUAACUAAAGGCAAGAUUCCUAAGGAAAAGCUUGGUCCUCAGGAUUGGUUGAUUCGCGUUUGCCACUUCGACCAUGAUCAGGACCAAGAGCUACAGUACUUUGAAUCCCCCUUUCUCUUGAUCAUUCAUGAAGACGAGACUUUGGCUGAAAUUAAAAUCCGUAUAUGGGAGAAAUUACAGAUUGAGGACAAGGAUUUUUUUGAGUGGUCUUUUGCAGUUAUUGGAUUGGAUCUUCCCGUGUAUCUUAAAGAUUCUGACAUUGUAUCCCGUUAUUUUCUGAUGGAAGAUAGCUAUGAAGCUCGGAGCCAACAUCUUGGACUGAGGCACCGUGACAACUCAAAGAAGGCCAAUUAG